Selaginella moellendorffii is the source of this 3081-nucleotide messenger RNA. RefSeq names its product probable 26S proteasome subunit YTA6. Gene Ontology annotation, molecular function: ATP binding; ATP hydrolysis activity. The transcript is spliced from 23 exons. Gene Ontology annotation, cellular component: mitochondrial outer membrane. Lineage: Eukaryota; Viridiplantae; Streptophyta; Lycopodiopsida; Selaginellales; Selaginellaceae. Bases 123 to 2975 code for a protein of 950 amino acids. The record is from RefSeq and is a predicted model, not a curated record.
GGAGGGUUUGAGUAGGGCGCCGGGGGGGACGGAGCUGCGGGAAUGUAUCCAUCUCCGGCAUGGCGAGCAGGGAAUGCGUAGCGGAUCGUCGCGCGCUUGGCUGAAAUUUUGUGGCUUCGAGCAUGGAAUCGGGUAGGGAUCGAGCUCUUUUGCUGGCGCUGGCUGUCGCGGGCGGCUUCGCAGCGGGGACAGCAGCGGCCAUGACGGCUACGACGUUCCCGUAUCUCUUUGGGGCCGCCUUCGCCGCCCUGAGAUCUAAGCGGAAGAGGGAGCUGCGUGAGCAUCGGCAUCGCUACAAGUCGGACAAGGUGAAGAGAUUGUCUGGGAAGCCCAAAGAGGGCAAGGCUUACAGGGACGCCAUUCGCAAGUCAAUUGCCGAGUGGAAGGAUAUCGACGUCGAGCUCGACAAUUUUCCAUACUUUCUCAAUGAGAGUACCAAGACAGCGUUGCUGGAUUCACUCUACGUCUAUCUAAAGAGACCGGAGUUUGUGAAAUUCACGUCGGAGCUAGCGUCUGUGAGCCCCCGGAUACUGUUGACAGGACCUCCAGGCUCGGAAAUCUUUCAAGAAACACUUGUCAAGGCUUUGGCUCAGAAGCUCCAGGUGAACCUGCUUAUCUUCGACAGUGCCAGCAUUUGUUUGGAGGCUAACGAACUGACGCCGGAGCCCGUAAGCGUCUCGGAGGAGACCGUGGAAAGUGAUGAGGUGACCAUUCAAAUUGUAGAUGGUGAAAAUGUGGAUACGAAAGAGGUGCUGCAGGAUGGUGUCAACGGCGUGGCUCCGCCAUCUAUACUCGAUACUGUACCCCAAGAGAACAGCAAGCCACCGAAAUCAGUUAGCUCACCCACGAGAACCAAAACCUCCGAGGCAGUCGAGCUACCUUUACCGAGUUCUAGAUCGAAAGAUCAGGCAAAGGAUUUGGCGACAUCACUAAUGAGCGCGGGAGGGGCAACGACACAAGUGGUAGAAUCAUCACGACGAGCGUUGAAGAAAGGCGAUCGAGUAAAGUUCGCUGGCCCUACGUGUCCUGCAACUCCUUCCGGCCUAGCUGUUUUAGUCAGUGGAAGCUCGAACGGAAGCAAAGGACCGUCCAUUGGGGCGAGAGGACGUGUGCUGCUAGUACUCGAAGACAAUCCAAGCAAGGUUGGCGUGCGGUUCGAUAAACCAGUUUACGGUGGCAACAAUCUGGUAGAUCUAUGCGAGGAUGGACACGGCUACUUUUGCAGCGUUUCAGAGCUUCGGUUGGAACAUUCUUCUGGAGAGGACGUAGAUAAGCUGAUACUCGACUCUUUAAUUGAGGUUCUGGUUUCGGAAGCUUCUAAAGUGCCGUUGAUUUUACUUAUUAAAAACGUGGAAAAAUCUAUAAUGGGGAACUUUGAGCGGUACAUGAAGCUGGAAAGAUUGGAAAAGGCCGAUGUGAAGCUUGUAAUCAUUGGAUCUCACACAUCUGACCACCAUAAGGACAAGGGGAGCUCUGGUUCAUAUCAUUCGAAUUCCAAGAUGGGUAACAAUUUUACGGCGUUCCUCGAUAUGUCUUUACUGGAUCAUCUUUCUACGCGAGCUGAAGACUAUAAACCAGAUGGUUCCAAAUGCUCUAGGAUGCUUGCUAAACUGUUUCCUAGUAAAAUAUAUGUGCAGCAACCACAGGAUGAAAAUAUGUUACUCGUGUGGAAUCGUCAACUCGAACAGGAUACGGAGAGGCUGAAAGCGGAAGCGAACAGACAACUUCUGCGAAUUAUUAUGUCCACAUCCAAUGUUGAGUGCAACGACUUGUCAACAAUCAACAUCCAGACUCAUUUAUUGACACAUGAUAUGGCCGAGAAGGUGGUCGGAUGGGGGAUUAGCCAUCAUUUACAGCAUCAUGUAGAGCCUCUACAUCGAAACGGCAAGAUCGUCAUCAAAGCGGAGAGUUUGGAGCAUAGUCUAGCAGAGCUCCAAGCAAUUCAAAGAGGGUCUACUCAGCGUAAAAAGACUCUCAAGGAUGUAGUUUGUGACAAUGAGUUCGAAAAGAUUUUACUGCCCGAAGUCAUACCACCAGAUGAGAUUAGAGUAACUUUUGAUCACAUUGGUGCUUUGGAUAAUGUGAAAGAGACCCUACGCGAGCUGGUGAUGCUUCCAUUACAACGGCCAGAGUUAUUCGUCAAAGGCCAACUUACGAAGCCUUGUAGGGGCCUACUCUUAUUUGGUCCUCCAGGAACUGGUAAGACCAUGCUUGCUAAGGCGGUUGCUACAGAGGCUGGUGCAAAUUUCAUCAAUAUUUCAAUGUCCACAAUUGCAUCUAAAUGGUUUGGUGAGGCGGAGAAAUAUGUCAAGGCAGUAUUUACUUUGGCCAGCAAAAUCUCGCCAAGCGUGGUGUUCAUUGACGAGGUUGAUAGCAUGUUGGGUAGAAGAGGUAAAGACCACGAGCAUUCAGCCAUGCGGAAGCUGAAGAACGAAUUCAUGGCUAGCUGGGACGGAUUAAGAACGCGUGAGAAGGAAAGGGUCAUUGUACUGGCAGCAACAAAUCGUCCAUUCGAUCUGGAUGAAGCUGUCAUACGGAGAUUUCCGCGAAGGUUGAUGAUUGAUGUUCCUGAUGCCGAGAACCGUGCGAAAAUUCUCAAAGUUAUACUUAGUGACGAGGAUCUUUCCCCCGAUUUUAACAUGGAGGAAGUGGCAGCGGCGGCAGAUGGGUAUUCCGGGAGCGAUUUGAAAAAUCUGUGCACAACGGCGGCCUACAUCCGGAUACGAGAACUCUUGGAACAAGAAAAGAAGGAGAUGGAGAAAGCGAAAGCCCAAGGGGUUGAGAAGCCGGCAGCUCCAACCGGAGUCACGCCCUACAUUCGUCCAAUCUCAAUGGCUGACAUGCGGCACGCAAUGGAGAAGGUUCGAUCAAGCGUGUCCUCGGAUGCUGGUAUCAUGGGAGAGUUGCAGCAAUGGAACGAGCAGUACGGUGAAGGGGGCACUCGGAAGAAGGCGACACUGACGUACUUUAUGUGAAAGCACGGUUUGGAGAAGAGAGACAAUUUUUAUUUGUGUAAAACUAUCUCACAGGCGAUUUGUUGUUAAUACUAUGGAGGAAUACAUUUAAGCGUAAGUGAUUGAA